GGCCCUAUUUGCUCGCACGUUUCCUCAAUCAUGAUAGACACUGGUCCUUCAGCCUUCUCAUGGCCCGCCCAACUUACACGCCGUCUCCAUCAGAGACCCGUCGCUAGGAAAGCGGCCCUCGUGCCUCGGUCUGCGAAUCGGUCCAAGUUCGUGGGGGGGGAAGCGGCCUCGACUCCAUUCUGCGUUUGUCAUUCGAGCAAUCGAUAUUAGCUCCUCGCUUCCCAGUGUCAUAUCGCGGCGUGCUCGUAAUAGCUUACAUCUUCGCCUCUUUCUAUUGCCUUUUUUUAUUCUUAAUCAUACCGAAAGUGCGGCAUUAGGAUCCUACAAGAUUCAAUUUCAUCUAUCCUGGUUGAAGCAUUAUACCAGACCCCAGGCAGAGAUGCUACAGUACCGCGCGGCCACUCGAAUAGAGGCAUCAACGAGCUUCAGCUAUAAAUCUUCCGGACAACAGCUAAUCUGGGGAUUUAAUAUCCAUCAAACACGACGCUAGACCCAUCCCUCGGCCAUCUUCCCACCACACUACAUCGGCGGAGAAGAAAAGGACCCUCCAACUCCACGAAUACACCAACAAGAAGCAUUCCGUAUCUCAGAUUUAGGCGCCGUCUUGGAACGCACACAGUUCUUAAUGCCACCUCAGCCAACUUAUUUCCGUCAGUGGCAGCCCAAACAGGUAGGUCAGGCCGUGACGUUAAAGCCGAAGCGCAUGACAGGUAGUAUUCGCAUUGCCAGUAGUAGUAGUACUACUAACCUCGAAGCUACAGUACAUCGCCUAAUUGGCGUCAUUCAGCAUUGAAUUGAAGAUUGGCCAAGCUCUCGCUCGCUAGAGACACAGAGGCGGUAGGAGAGGCGAGCAGAGAUAGGCAAAGGAGUAGGUAAUGUCCAAUUUCACGUGGCUUCUCGUCACCGUAGCAUCGCUACAGCUGUCACUUGCACGAAUACUGCUAGUACUCGGCGAAGGCUCGUACUGCCAGCACAACGUCGUGUCGCUUCGUCUACCAUCGCGUCGCUUCUCGCUACCCGGCCCCUGGAUUUGGCUCAGUCGGUUGGGUCCGGCAAUUCAGAAAGCCCUUGUGCUCUGUGUCGCUACGGGCAAUACCAGAGGACAGCUACACGAGUGAUACUACUCUUCUACCCGCAUGAGGUAGCACCGCCGCCAUCACUGCUGAGGUAGGCAGGUAUGACGGUAUUACUGCCACUUCUACGGCAUACUUGUAACUCUGCGUGCGUAUAACGAUCGACCAUGUCCAGAAACAGGACCCCAAAGGACAGACGGCCCGUCUCUUGUCGCGGCAACUCGAGCCGAGUCUUUCAGUCUCACGACGUAUAGUCGUAUACCUGUGUACAGUACGUGUAUUGGCCAGGGGGGGCGACUACUAUACCUAAAAUCAUUAGUUUUCCAUUAUGCCUGCUG
This is a messenger RNA of Trichoderma atroviride IMI 206040, 1411 nucleotides long. The record is from RefSeq and is a predicted model, not a curated record. Lineage: Eukaryota; Fungi; Ascomycota; Sordariomycetes; Hypocreales; Hypocreaceae.